Gadus morhua (Atlantic cod) is the source of this 948-nucleotide messenger RNA. RefSeq names its product ubiquitin-fold modifier 1 (gene ufm1). Gene Ontology annotation, cellular component: nucleus; cytoplasm. The coding region runs from base 87 to 380 and encodes 97 amino acids. The record is from RefSeq and is a predicted model, not a curated record. Gene Ontology annotation, biological process: protein K69-linked ufmylation. The transcript is spliced from 7 exons. NCBI's taxonomy places the organism in Eukaryota, Metazoa, Chordata, Actinopteri, Gadiformes, Gadidae.
CAAAAUGAGUGAUGACGUGUUACUCGGGUCCUUUGGACUUCCGGGUCUGUGUGUACUGUGGUGAGGAAUCCAUCUAGCCAGAAAAGAUGUCUAAAGUAACGUUUAAAAUCACACUGACGUCGGAUCCUCGACUACCAUACAAAGUACUCAGCGUCCCAGAGAGCACCCCAUUCACCGCAGUGUUAAAGUUUGCCGCUGAGGAGUUCAAAGUGCCCGCAGCAACCAGCGCCAUCAUCACAAACGAUGGGAUCGGAAUCAACCCGGCGCAGACGGCAGAUCGGGUAGCGGAAGCAACAUGGAGGCUGAGCGAAAGGCAUGGACCUGUAACCAAUGGCAUCGUUAACUCAGAGGGGCCACGAGCUGAAGUUCAUAGGCAGUGACGCAUGGUGGAUGUUCAAUGGCUGCCGACGGUUUCUGUGCAACGUGUUCCUGAAGCACGGCUCGGAGCUGAGGAUCAUUCCCCGGGAUCGCGUGGGAGGGAACGGACGGACGGGCAGCACGACGCCACAGUGACUCACCCGCAUGGACCCCUGUAACCUCCACCACCACCACCUCCACUACCACCGCGACGACUCAUCAAACCCAGGAAAUACCCCAGACAUCGCUUCUCGGUUAUUUUUUCUUUUGGUUUAAUUGUAGUUUUUUUUUUCUUUCUCCCCUAUAUUUAUUUUUAUCUGCAAUGAGUCACCUGUAUGGAAGCUUUUCAAAUGCCGCGCAUAUAUAGAUAUGAACGGACAGCAUGCCAGUGGAAGUGUGUAUGUCUGAACACUGCUUUGGCAGGGUUUCAGUCAAGCAGGGUCGCUCUUAACUGCACUGGAAAGGUGGAGCUGUAACAACGCGAAAACUCUUGCAAAAAAUAACGAGCAUGGAGUUGGCAUUGCUAAAUGUUAUACCUUUUUUUUUGGACAAUAAAACAUACUACUAGGCCCUACGUGUGUCUAACCAUCA